AUGAUGAACCUAAUUCUCUUCUCUCUCUCACUUACACUACUAUUCCACUCCCAUUUCAGCACAACCCAAGCUCUGUCCCCGGCAAAGUCCCCUGCAGCGUCCCCUCCAGCACCCCCGUUAGCACCAGUACCGGCACCGACUGCUACCCCCACGGAAGCGCCCACAGCAUCAACUCCCUCCGCCGACAUCACCAAAAUCCUCGGAAAGAGUGGCCGCUUUACGCUCUUUCUCCGGCUUCUGAAAAACACCAAUGUGGGUGAGACGAUCAAUUCCCAGCUCAGCAACUCAAACAGUGGCCUGACUGUAUUUGCACCGACGGAUAGCGCGUUUUCAACCCUCGGACUGGGCACUCUCAACUCUCUCCCUGAUAAACAGCAAAUCCAGCUAGUGCAGUUUCAUAUCUUACCCAACUUCUUCUCCAUAACACAGUUACAAACUGUGAGCAAUCCAUUGCGGACACAAGCCGGAGAAAAUGGUCCCGGUGAGUUCCCCCUUAACGUGACCACCGUCGGCAGCCAAGAGAAGUUGUCGACGGGCCUUAUGAACACUACAAUAACUGACACACUCUAUACGGACAACAAGCUUGUUGUGUAUCAGGUGGACAGUGUGCUUCUUCCUUCCAAAAUUUUUGGUUCUCUGGAUAAGAAGGCGACACCCGUUGCCGCAGCCAACAGUCCAACCUCCUCCUCCGAUUCCGAUGACGAUGCAAAGCCCGUUGCCUCUGGUGCAGUUAGUCUCACCAUGCAUGGAAUGGUGGUAAAUAUUGGAGUUGCUGUGGUUGCAUCAUUUCUUUUGUGACAAUAGACGGUGAUGAUUGUGCCAGCUGGAAAUACAGGGAGUUGGGUCUGGAGUCCAUUUGUUUGGUGCCUAUAUGAUUUGCUGAGUCAGAUUGAACGGUGGUGAUCGAGGCUGUGAGUGCCUCCCAAUAAUUGUAAUAUUUUAAAUUUUUUUCCCCCUACCCUUUUUGAUCUGUAUUUUUCUUUCAUUUGUUUUUGCUGUUCCUUGUAUUUCUUUUGUACUUUCUGUUACUUGUACAUGAUUUUCAUGUAAUUUGUGUUUCUUUGUUUCUUUUCCAACUUUCAUGCAGUUUGAGAUUGUGCACCAUUUUUACCAGGAAUGCUUUUCAAUCAGUGAAUUUAGAACAAUUGACUGACGUGUUA
Messenger RNA from Cornus florida, 1160 nucleotides. RefSeq names its product fasciclin-like arabinogalactan protein 11. The coding region runs from base 1 to 798 and encodes 265 amino acids. NCBI's taxonomy places the organism in Eukaryota, Viridiplantae, Streptophyta, Magnoliopsida, Cornales, Cornaceae. The record is from RefSeq and is a predicted model, not a curated record. The transcript has a single exon.